Messenger RNA from Parus major (Great Tit), 3467 nucleotides. Its product is annotated as toll-like receptor 6. Bases 1045 to 3450 code for a protein of 801 amino acids. Gene Ontology annotation, molecular function: transmembrane signaling receptor activity; Toll-like receptor 2 binding; lipopeptide binding. Lineage: Eukaryota; Metazoa; Chordata; Aves; Passeriformes; Paridae. Gene Ontology annotation, cellular component: membrane. The record is from RefSeq and is a predicted model, not a curated record. Gene Ontology annotation, biological process: toll-like receptor signaling pathway; immune response; inflammatory response. The transcript has 3 exons.
AUGCAUCUAAUAUUUUUUCUAUGAAUUAUAUUCAAAGUAAGCAGUAAAGCUGCUACUGUUUUGCCUAAUUGUGAUAUCUCUGUUCUGUCAACAAGUGCCUUACUCUAUUCAGUAUCAUGGAUUAAUGCCUAGCAAUAGGAGCAUCUUUUUGAACUUGAAGUCUAGAUGAUAUCAGCUGGCAAACACUCUUGCUGCUUAUUGAGAAACAUUCAUGAUCCCAGGUCUUGUCUUGGGUCACAGAUGAUGAUUUUCUCCCAGGCUCAUGUGCCUGUUCACAGUGCUAACUGAAUAGCUGCUUUCUUGGAUUCCUUCAGCCCCAGAUUGCCCUAUAUUGUCAUAUUCUUUGCAGCUUCAUUACACCUGUCUUGUCAUAGGAAAUAUUCUCUGUUGAUUUUUAUAAGUUUUUGGAGGAAGCCACAAUGCGAGGUAUCCUUGAUAACCAUUCUAGUGUAAAGAUGAUUGACCUGUAAAGGUUUUUAACUGUGCCAGUUUGCCCCUGUUACUAGAUUUUGAGAUAUAAACUUCUGUCAUCCAUCAGUGUGCUACAUUAAUUACUCUCCUUGAUGAGCAAAAAACUUUGGUAGGGUAGAGCUCUGCAAGAGAUCUUUGUAUGAACAAAAACUGGCAGUGAGGGUUCUGCUUCCUCUUUUCUGUGUGUGCAAAGAGGAGAUGCAGUUGACAGAUUUCUAGAACACCUGUGUAACAUCAGAAGCAGACUUGAAAUUAGAAAUGCAGAAUUAUUUGAAUCGUCCUGCCAAUCUAUACUACAGAUAGGCUUAUUUCCUCCUAAACCAGAUAGUUAUGUAAAUAUUACAGAAGUAAAUGCAUUUUUAGUCUGAGCUGCUAAAAGUUUCCUUAACUGCUCUUAAUACCUGCAUUGUAAGGCAUGCUAACCAAAUAUGCAGAGGACUUUUUCUGGUUCUUCAACUUGGAGAUAAAUUCCAUGCAAAAGAGGGCUGGACUCAUCAGGGAGACAUAUUGUACAGAAAACAAAGAUAUACUUCCGUGUUUCUGUAAAAAAACAAGAUAAAGCUGGAUAGCAUAAUGAGCUCCCUCACAAAUAUCUAUGUUUUUACUUGUGCCUUUACCUUCACACUAUGGAAUAAUAUCCAGCCAACUGUAGAAGAUGAAUUUAUUGCAAAUUAUUCAAGCAGUUUGCUAACUUAUGUUCCAAAAAUCAUUCCAGCCCAUACUCAGGUAUUAGAUUUAUCACAUAAUAGGAUCUCUGGACUUAGUAUCUCAGAAUUUAUUUAUUUUUCUGACCUUCAAGUAUUAAAUAUUUCUCAUAAUAUAAUUACAGUGCUUGACUUUAGUGUCUUUAUUUUUAAUGAAAAUUUAGAAUACUUAGAUUUAUCUCAUAAUAACAUUUCAAAAGUUUGCUGUCUCACUCUUGCGUAUCUUAGACAUUUAGAUCUUUCUUUCAAUAAGUUUACUGCCCUGCCCAUGUGUCAGGAAUUUGGGAACAUGUUUCAUUUGGAGUACCUUGGAUUAAGUGCUACAAUGAUACGAAGGUCAGACUUCAGAUAUAUCAAACAUUUGCAGCUGCACACUGUCUUCCUGACCUUAAGAAACUUUUCAUCGUAUGAGCCUCAGAGUCUGACAGUCUUGACCACAAGGAACCUCCACAUUGUUUUUGCAGCAAACCAAAACUUCAUUUUUCCCCUCUUGUAUGAUGGAAUGAGCACUUCAGAAAACUUAAAAAUAGUUAACUUAAUAUAUACCUUGAGCUACAAAUAUUUCCCUGCUCCGCCUUUAAUGCUUCUGAAAAAAAUCAAGACAACGGCUCUCACGCUUGAGGCUGUGGACUUACAAUGGGCUAUCAUCCUACAAAUUUUCAUGCUUAUUUGGUAUUCACCUAUGGAACAUUUGACUGUGAGAAAUUUGACUUUUCGGGGUCCACUGGAGGAGCCAAAUGAAUAUGCAUUUCUACCCUUAUUAAGCUCUGUAGAACAAUUAAUCUCUUUGGAUGGCUCCAUGAAAACAUUAACUUUGGAGCAUGUUCGUAAUAAGGUUUAUUAUUUCAACCAGGAGAUUCUAUACAGACAGUUCUCAGAGAUGAAUAUUGCCAACUUGACAAUAAGUGAUGCCUAUAUGCCGCACAUGCUUUGUCCCAAUAGAACAAGCUCAUUUCAGUAUUUAAAUUUUUCUCGCAAUGCUCUGACAGAUGAGUUGUUCCAGAAUUGUGGCACUCUCAUGGAUCUGAAAUUACUUAUUUUGCAGAAGAAUAAAUUUGAGAGCCUUUACAAGGUAAGCUUCAUGACCAGCCAUAUGAAAUCACUGAAAUACCUGGACAUGAGCAGCAACCUGCUGCGCCACGAUGGAGCCGACGUGCAGUGCCAGUGGGCUGAGUCUCUGACAGAGCUGGACCUGUCCUCCAAUCAGUUGGCGGAUGCUGUGUUUGAGUGCUUGCCCGUCAACGUCAAAAAACUCGGCCUACAAAACAAUCAGAUCAGCAGUGUCCCCAGGGGGAUGGUGCAGCUGGAAUCCCUGGAAGAGCUGAACCUGGCAUCCAACAGGCUGGCUGACCUGCCAGGGUGCAGUGGCUUUCCGUCCCUGCAGUUCCUGAACAUAGAGAUGAAUUCGAUCCUCACCCCGUCUGCUGAGUUCUUCCGGAGCUGCCCAAGGGUCAGGGAGCUGCAGGCCGGGCACAACCCGUUCAAGUGUUCCUGUGAACUGCAGGCCUUUAUCCGCCUGGAGAGGUGGGCAGGGGGGAAGCUGUUCGGCUGGCCAGCGGCGUACGUGUGCGAGUACCCGGAAGGCUUGCGAGGAACGGAGCUCAAGGACUUCCACCUGAGCCUGCUGGCUUGCAACACGACGCUCCUGCUUGUGACAGCUCUGCUGCUGACGCUGGUGCUGGUGGCUGCGGUGGCCUUCCUGUGCAUCUACCUGGAUGUGCCGUGGUACGUGCGGAUGACAUGGCAGUGGACGCAGACGAAGCGCAGAGCUUGGCACAGCCCGCCCGGAGAUCAGGGCGCCGUUCUGCAAUUCCACGCGUUCAUUUCCUACAGCGAGCGCGAUUCGCUGUGGGUGAAGAACGAGCUGAUCCCGAACCUGGAGAAGGGGGAGGGCUGCAUGCGGCUGUGCCAGCACGAGAGGAACUUUAUCCCUGGCAAGAGCAUUGUGGAGAACAUUAUCAACUGCAUUGAGAAGAGCUACAAGUCGAUCUUUGUGCUGUCUCCCAACUUUGUGCAGAGCGAGUGGUGUCACUAUGAGCUGUACUUUGCCCAUCACAAGUUAUUCAGUGAGAAUUCCAACAGCUUAAUCCUCAUUUUACUGGAGCCUAUCCCUCCGUACCUUAUCCCUGCCAGGUAUCACAAGCUGAAAGCUCUCAUGGCAAAGCGCACUUACCUGGAGUGGCCAAAGGAGAGGAGCAAGCGUGCCCUAUUCUGGGCUAACCUGAGGGCAGCCAUUAACAUUAACCUGCAAAUAUCCAGUGAAGCAAAUGAGUGAUGCUACACCUGCUAGUA